This is a messenger RNA of Laccaria bicolor S238N-H82, 1665 nucleotides long. RefSeq lists its product as uncharacterized. The coding region runs from base 1 to 1665 and encodes 554 amino acids. The record is from RefSeq and is a predicted model, not a curated record. Lineage: Eukaryota; Fungi; Basidiomycota; Agaricomycetes; Agaricales; Hydnangiaceae. The transcript is spliced from 5 exons.
AUGGCUUUUGAGCCAACGCUUAUGGCGAAAAGACUGAGCAUCCAGGAUGCUUUAGACGAUGUGCGUUGUCCCGCGGUUGAAUGGGGACUUGAGCAGAACACGAGGUUGACAUAUGGACAGCUUUCUUCGCCUCGUUCGUCGGCUGGCGCGAAAUCUAGGGCUUUACAAGCUUUAGAACGCAAUAUCGCCAUGGCGUGUAUCGAAUGUGAUAAUUCGGAUGAGAAGGACGCUUUCUUUGCGCUGCAGUAUACGUUUGAGUGUAACCUGCCUUUGCGUCUUCUUGCAUGGAUCGGACUGGCGACUGCACGAUUGGACGUGUUGACCAACAAUGGAACCAUGGAUGAUAUACAGGAAGCUGAAGCUCGUAUAAUAGCUUCUCAGCUGUCACUGUCUUUGUCCUUGAUACAAGGCGUCAUGCUCAAUCAUCCUGCGAGUAAAGAGUUCCUAGGUCGGAAAUACGGACAAGAGAUUCUGCUAGAUCUCCUCCUCGCAUCUCGCCAUUAUCCAACACCACCUCCAUCAGCUUCUUCUGAUGCAGCCAAUGACAAGUCUACAGCGCCCCCACCUCCACCUCUGACAUCUGCCGUUCUAGAUACCCUCCUGUGUGUUCUAGUCGACUCUUCAACUGCGCUUCGAGCGUUCGAGGGUGCCGCCGGCCCACAGGCUGUCGUUAAGAUCCUGAAACGGGCUGGGACACCUCGUGAAGUCCGGAUGAAAUGCCUCGAGUUCCUGUACUUCUACCUACUCGACGAGACACCCACUCCAGAACCCGAUUCUACAUCAUCCUCAAGCAGCACCACCCCAACCCCCUCAACACCGACUCUCCCACCCACUGCCCCAGCAACACCCAUUCGUCCACCCAAACCAUAUCUAUCAGCCACCCCCCAUAGACCAACGUCGCGUUACGGUUCCUCCACGUAUUCCUUCUCGUCCUCUGCCUCUUCCUCGCGCUCCACAUCAGAUAGCUCGAUGAAGUCGUUCUCCUCGACUUCAUCAAACGCUUCUUCAUCUACGAACGCUUCGUCCGUGUCUUCGUCUCCUGAAAAGGGUACGAGGGGAAGACCGUCCCUCUCUCCCGUGAAGCAAACACAAACACAAUCGCAGUGCACACCUUCAACCGACGCGAAACCCACAACCGCAAAUCCACGUACCCCGCCCAAGUCGCCGCCACCGCCACUUCCUCCUGUGCAACGAUUUCCUUUACAGCCACUCCAGCCGCGGUCGAUGAUGAUGUUGAAGAAAGAGGUGGAUUAUGUUCCGCUGAGUCCGAAGAAACCGCAGGGACAGGUGUCGUCGGGUGGGAGUGGGAUGAGGUAUACGCAUACGCCGAAGAGUAAGAGUGUUGGUGGGUUGGUUGGGAGUCAGAGUCAGGGGAUGGUUGGCUCGAGGAGCGGGGAUAUAGUGGGCUCGAGGAGCUUGUCGAAGCUUGGCUCGUUGGCUGAGGGUGGGUUGGAGAAGGGCAAGUGGGAUGGGGAAAGUCGGGGGAAGAAUAGAUCAGGAUCAGGAUCAGACGCGGCUCCGGCACCCGUACCCGUACCCCCGAGGAAAGAUAGGGAUGAGAGGAGGACGACGGAAGAGAAGAAAGAGUUGUUGGGUACUAUGCUUGGGAAUGUGGAUGCGCUUGUGGAGGGUGUUAGGAAGGCGGGGAUUUGGGGGCUUGGUUAG